AUGUUAGGCAAAAGUCAUACCGAAGCACAAGGAAAGGUACCCGUCUAUCACGAUCCUUGGGCCAAGCGUGAAGCCUGGCGUAAGUCUCCCGUUUUCACAAAGGGUUCCAACUUUAGAACCAUGUUCCCUGGACUUGGUAUUGCCACUGUUGCAUUUGCUGCUUACUGUACUUAUGAACACUUUGUUCUUAACAAGAAGGGUAGCAGCAGUCAUUAG
This is a messenger RNA of Mucor mucedo, 216 nucleotides long. Its product is annotated as NADH-ubiquinone oxidoreductase B12 subunit family-domain-containing protein. NCBI's taxonomy places the organism in Eukaryota, Fungi, Mucoromycota, Mucoromycetes, Mucorales, Mucoraceae. Gene Ontology annotation, cellular component: mitochondrion. Gene Ontology annotation, biological process: mitochondrial respiratory chain complex I assembly; electron transport chain. The coding region runs from base 1 to 216 and encodes 71 amino acids. The transcript has a single exon. The record is from RefSeq and is a predicted model, not a curated record.